Melampsora larici-populina 98AG31 is the source of this 2064-nucleotide messenger RNA. RefSeq lists its product as uncharacterized. The transcript is spliced from 11 exons. Gene Ontology annotation, molecular function: FAD binding. The record is from RefSeq and is a predicted model, not a curated record. Lineage: Eukaryota; Fungi; Basidiomycota; Pucciniomycetes; Pucciniales; Melampsoraceae. Bases 1 to 2064 code for a protein of 687 amino acids.
AUGACUACUACAAACAACAACUCUGUUCCCAAAGUUUCAAAAGUAGACGUCUUGAUCAUUGGAGCUGGCCCAGCAGGACUGAUGGCGGCUACCGGUUUGACUAAGUAUGGCAUCAAUAACAUCAGAAUUAUUGAUAAACGAUCUACCAAGAUCUACACAGGCCAAGCGGAUGGAUUAAAUCCAAGAACCUUAGAGAUUUUCCAAGCGUUAGGGAUCGGUUCUGAGAUUGCACAUGAAAUGAACACAUUUGGUGAAGUCUGUCAUUGGGAACCAAAUGCUAGUGGUGAAAUCAAAAGAACCGCGAGAAGCUCAGUUAGUCCACCCGGCAUCUCAAAAUUCCAAUCAUCUUGUUUACAUCAAGGUAGAAUUGAAGAACAUUUAAUGAAUAAUAUCGCAAGAUGGUCAAUGUCAGCAAGACCAACCAAUGAUGGCUCAAACCAAUCACCAACUUCAAAGAAAGUCAUUGUAGAAAGAGCAGUUUGUCCAGAUUCGAUCCACUUACCGCCAAUUACAUCUUCGCCAUUAUCAGAUAAAGAUGAAGAUCAAAUCACAUUAACAUUACGACACUUGUCAGAAUCUGAAGCUAAACCUGCACAAUUCUUACCAUCCACAAAAGAUGGUCUCUUUAGAUCCAAUGUAUUCGAUAGCGAAGCCUCAGACUUAGAUUCCAAUCCCAAUGGCUUACCCGCUGAAGGAAGCUUAGAGACUGUUCAAUGUAAAUUUGUUAUCGGUACUGAUGGAGCUAGAUCUUGGACUAGAAGCGCUUUGGGAUACAAAUUAGUCGGUGAUAGUUUAAAUUACUUUUGGGGUGUUCUAGAUGGAGUACCUGCUACAGAUUUUCCUGAUAUCAGAGGGGUAUCUCUCAUACAUUCUGCUGAGAAUGGCUCAUUGAUGAUCAUCCCACGCGAGAGAAAUUUGGUCAGACUUUACAUCCAAUUACCUCAACCUAUUCCAGGUCAAAGACCAAAUCGAGAUGAUAUCACCCCAGAAAAAUUGUUACAAGUGACCAAUUCGAUCAUAGCUCCGUAUACUCUCCGUAUGCCUAACGUUGAUUGGUAUACCUGUUAUGAGAUCGGUCAACGGCUUGCCGAUUCUUGGCAUUGGAACAACAGGGUCUUCAUCGCGGGCGAUGCUUGUCAUACCCAUUCACCCAAAGCAGGUCAAGGCAUGAAUACCUCUAUGGCCGACACGUUCAAUUUAGCUUGGAAGUUAGCUCAUGUUUUACAAAAGAAAGCUGACCUUAAGAUCUUAGAAACUUAUGGAGUUGAAAGAUCAAAACUUGCACAAGAAUUGAUCACAUUUGAUCAAAAAUUGUCGAGUCUAUUCUCAGGAAAACCAGCUAAAGACAAUGAAGAUUCGAAUGGGAUUUCAUUAAAAGAAUUUCAUCAAACCAUUGAAAAAUCGAAACAUUUUAUCAGUGGUACAAGUGUCAAUUACGAUUCAAAUAUACUGAUCUUUAAAGGAGAUGACAUAAAUUCUAUCAUCAAAUCAAAACCAGAGUUAGCAAAACAUACACCGAUUGGAACCAGACUUUUAUCAAACAGAGUAGUUUGCUUAUCAGACGCCAACGUUUCUGAAACAUUGGAUUUAAUUCCUGCAGAUGGUAAAUGGAAGGUCUUGAUCUUUCCAGGUGAUAUCCAAGCAAAUGAAGAUUGCAAAAUCAAAUUAGAUCAAUUAUCUGAUUUCUUAGCUAAUGAUAAAACGAGCCCAAUCCAACGAUUUACUCCUGUUGGACAAGACACUGAUUCGGUUAUAGAUUGUAUUACUAUUGUAUCUUCAUCCAGAACUGCAUUAGAAUUAACUCAAUUCCAUCAAAUCUUAAGACCUCUUCAAGGUCCACAUCGAUUUGGUUCUUACAAGAAAAUAUUUACAGAUGAAGAAAGUUAUCAUGAAGGUCAUGGUCAUGCUUAUGAGAAAUAUGGUAUCAAUCCAAAUGUAGGUUGUAUCAUUGUUGCUAGACCGGACCAACAUGUUUCAUUAAUCUUAGAUUUAAAUGAUCAUCUCGCAUUGAGUUCAUUUUUUGAGCAAUUUAUGAUCUCACCUCAUUUUACUCCAAGUUCCUAA